Molecule: messenger RNA, 1708 nt
Organism: Lactuca virosa
Lineage: Eukaryota; Viridiplantae; Streptophyta; Magnoliopsida; Asterales; Asteraceae
Source: the annotation of a GenBank genome assembly
AUCCAUUCAUUAUUGAUUGCACGUUUGCCUUUGGGUGAAGCACCCUAAGAAAAUUGACUUGUAGACGCCAUCUUAGUUUACACUAAGCUAUUAUAAAAGGACUUGCAGCCAUACUUUUAGGAUCUACAUGCUACAAUGCCCAUAAAUUCGCCUCCAACUGUUUAAUUCCUAUUUUUAUCAUGAGUCCUUCACUCCAUUCUACCAUGUGGUUUACAUUUUUCUUAUCUUGUUCCAUUUCUUUGUUACAUCAUGCAUCAUCUUCUUCAGUUUCUCCUUUAUCGCACACGAAGCUGUUGGACUCCAUGGAUGGGUUUCAGAACUAUACUGCAAUAUCAGAUUUUCGACUUGUAAAUAGAAGAAAACUUGGAGCUUGUUUGGGCAAAAACCCAUAUCGGAAAAUACAAGUGAACUCAAAAUCUGAGCUUUCAGAUGACCAGAUGAUCACAGUGACUGUUAGUGGUGUGUUACUUCCUUCCAAGAGUGAUUGGGUUGGUAUGAUAACACCUUCAAAUGCUAACAUUAACGCUUGCCCUCAAAACGUUAUUCUUUAUCAGCAGACGGGUGAUUUGAGUGCACAACCGCUUCUCUGCCAUUAUCCAGUGAAGGCACAAUUUGUAAGCAAUGAUCCAGACUAUAUCGGAUGCAAGAAGAAGGAAUGUAAAAAAUAUGAUCAGAUGGGAAAGUGUCUGGUGACAACAUGUAGUGCCUCAAUCACAUUUCAUGUUAUCAACAUUAGAACUGACAUUCAAUUUGUCUUCUUUGGUGCUGGAUUUCAAACACCAUGUGUUUUAGCAAUAUCUGAACUUCUCAAGUUUUCAAAUCCAAAGAAGCCAUUAUAUGGGCAUCUCUCUAGUGUUGAUUCCACAGGGACUUCAAUGAGAUUAACAUGGGUGAGUGGAGACAAGAAGAAUCAAGGAAGAAUCACAACACACGUUGAGACAAGUGACGCUCAAAUUCAUAGCGAAUGCACGUACAACUCACUUAGGGUGAUAGAAGCUUCUGCAUUACCAAGCCCUGCAGUAGAUUUUGGUUGGCAUGAUCCAGGAUACAUCCAUUCUGCUGUGAUGACUGGAUUAAAGCCUUCUACAAGUUUCUCCUACAGAUAUGGAAGCAAUUCGGCUGGUUGGAGUGCUAAAAUUAACUUCAAAACUCCACCUAGUGGAGGAUCAAAUGAACUCAAAUUCCUUGCAUUUGGUGAUAUGGGAAAGGCCCCUAGAGAUGCUUCCAUUGAACACUAUAUUCAGCCCGGGUCAAUAGCUGUGACUCAAGCCAUGGCUGAUGAAAUCUCAUCAGGAAAUGUAGAUUCCAUAUUCCACAUUGGGGAUAUAAGUUACGCAACAGGUUUUCUAGUGGAGUGGGAUUUCUUCCUUCACCUUAUUACACCUGUGGCUUCACAAGUUUCUUACAUGACUGCAAUUGGAAACCAUGAAAGGGACUAUGUGAGUUCAGGCUCAUUAUACAUCACACCAGAUUCAGGAGGAGAAUGUGGUGUGCCUUAUGAAAGUUAUUUCCCAAUGCCAACACCAGCAAAAGAUAAGCCAUGGUACUCCAUUGAACAAGGAAGUGUGCAUUUUGUAGUUAUUUCAACCGAACAUGAUUGGUCAAGAAACUCUGAACAGUAUCAAUGGAUGAGCCGUGACAUGGCUUCUGUGGAUCGAUCAAGAACACCAUGGCUGAUAUUCACAGGGUAAGAUACAAUCAUAUAGGG